UCGAGUCUGGUUUGCUGUGGCGAAAGGACACUAUCCACUUUCCCGAGAGCUACAAGAUGGCGAUGAACAGACUCCUGGGGUUGGAGAAGCGUCUGUCCAGAGAUUCGGAACUUCGACAGAGAGUGAACGAGCAGAUCAACAGCUUCGAACAAAAGCAGUACAUCAGUAAAGCAUCAAAGCAAGAAGUCGACAGUCUAGAUUCCCGCCGUGUCUGGUAUCUACCGCUGGGAGUAGUGAUCAAUCCCAAGAAGCCAGGCAAGAUUCGCAUGGUUUGGGAUGCGGCCGCAAAAGCUUAUGGAGUCUGUUUCAACGAUAUGCUGCUGAAGGGUCCGGAUCUUCUCGUACCGCUAGUAAACGUUCUAUUGCGAUUCAGACAGGGGAAAGUCGCCGUGUGCUCCGACAUUCGGGAAAUGUUCCUCCGAAUCCUCAUCCGUGAUGAAGACAGAUGGUCGCAGUGCUUUCUUUGGAGAAGUAGUCCGGAGGAAGAAGUACAAGUUUACGUAAUCAACGUGGCGAUGUUCGGUGCAACCAGCUCGCCAUGUACAGCGCAGUUUGUGAAGAACUGGAAUGCUUCUGACUACAGCGAGCAGUACCCCAGAGCAGUGGAAGCAGUUACCAAGAACCACUACGUGGAUGACUUCCUCGACAGCGUCAACUCGGUGGAAGAAGCAGUACAGUUGGUACAGCAAAUGCAAGAUAUCCAUGCAGCAGCCGGUUUCCAGUUUGGGAAGAUACUGUCCAACGAGCAGGAAGUGCUAGACCGACUAGGAGAGACGAGUACAGCGAUCAGUAAACCACUGCCAGUAGACAAAGACCGAACAUACGAACGUGUUCUGGGCGUCACAUGGAUUCCGUCGGAAGAUGCCUUCACAUUUAAUAGCCAGGGAUUGGAGGAAGUUCUAGGUGCCGAUUGGGCGAUACCAACGAAGCGCCAGGUCCUGCGUAUUGUGAUGAAGCUCUACGAUCCCUUGGGAUUCAUCGCACACUUCGUCCAAGGGAAGAUUCUGAUGCAGGAGAUUUGGCGGACAGGUACAAACUGGGACGAGCCUAUUGCGGAGCAACCACGCGAACUUUGGACAAGGUGGAUGGAGCAGUAUCAGCAGAUCAAAGAAGUAAACGUUCCGCGCUGCUUCUUCAAAGAUUUCUGCCCACAGCAAGUCAGCGAUAUUCAGGUCCAUGUGUUCACAGAUGCUAGCGUGUCCGCCUGUGCGUGUGUGGCCUACCUUAGAAUCACAGUAGAUGGAGAAAGUCAGUGUUCGCUGAUCGCAGCAAAAACUAAAGUUGCGCCUCUUCGAGCACUUUCUAUUCCACGUUUGGAAUUACAGGCUGCCAUGAUGGGUUCCCGUUUACUACAAAACAUCUGUUCGGCCCUAACCAUCAACAUUCAGAGGCGUUUCCUGUGGUCAGAUUCAGCAACAGUUCUUGCUUGGCUUCGCUCCGAUAGUCGUCGGUAUCAUCAGUUCGUGUCUUUCCGUGUUGGUGAAAUCCUGUCGCUGACUAGUGUGGAUGAAUGGCGCUACGUUCCUUCUCGCGAAAAUGUAGCGGACGAUGCCACAAAAUGGAAUAGGGGGCCUUCAUUCGACCCGGGUUGCCGUUGGUACCAGGGUCCAGCAUUUCUGCAAGAUCCGGAAAGUCAGUGGCCUACGGAACGGCCAGGAGAUACAGCGGAAGCAUAUGCGACCACCGAAGAAAUUCGCCUCGUUGCAGUACACCGAACAGUAGUGGAAGUGAUAGAUAUUGAACGAUUUUCCAACUGGAACCGACUGCUACGUGCGACAGCAUAUGUUCACCGAGCUGUAGCAGUAUGGAAGCAUUCAACGAGCGGGACAAGAUCGCUUAAAGUACUGAGCCAGAGUGAAUUUGCGAAAGCUGAAGAAACACUUUGGCGACAGGCGCAAGCACAGGCGUAUCCGGAAGAAGUUCAGCUGUUGGAAGAAGGACAAAGUGUGACAAAAGACAGUUCAAUUCGUGCGCUGUUUCCAUUCCUGGACGAAAAAGGAGUUCUACGGGUUGGCGGCAGAAUCGAACAAGCUCCAUCGAUUUCAUACGAAGCGAAGCACCCAGUCGUGUUGCCGAGAAGUCAUCGGAUCACAUACCUCGUUGUGCUCAGCUUCCACCAGCAGUUCCUGCACGCGAACACCGAGACAGUGUGCAACGAAUUGAGGCAACGGUUCUACAUUCCGAGGAUGCGAACAGUAGUGCGGAGCGUAUGUCGUAGCUGUCAGUACUGCAAGAUUAAGAAAGCAGCACCAGUUCCACCGAUCAUGGGACCGCUUCCGAAGGUUCGUUUGACUCCCUUCAUUCGUCCGUUUACGUACGUCGGCGUUGACUACCUGGGUCAUUUCGAAGUGAAAGUCGGUCGCAGUAUUGUGAAGCAGUGGAUCUGUUUGUUCACGUGCCUCACAGUUCGAGCAGUUCAUCUGGAGCUAGCACACAGUCUGUCAACGAAGUCUUGCGUAAUGGCGUUCAGGCGUUUCGUUAAUCGGCGAGGAGCUCCGCUGCAAGUAUUCUCGGACAACGGUACCAACUUUGUGGGAGCCAGUCGUCAGUUGUCAGAGGAGAUCCAGAGGAUUAGAACCAUCAACGAGGAUUGUGCGGCUACGUUUACUAACGCCCGUACGCAGUGGCACUUCAACGUUCCUGCAGCUCCGCACAUGGGAGGACCGUGGGAGCGGAUGGUGAAGUCUGUAAAAGUAGCAAUGGCAGCAAUAUCCGACAGUCCGCAUCAUCCGAGUGACGAGGUGCUCGAAACCAUAAUGCUGGAAGCAGAGGGGAUCGUUAACAGUCGUCCACUGACCUACGUUCCCUUAGAAGCAGCCGAUCAAGAAGCGCUCACUCCGAAUCACUUCUUGCUGUACGGUUCGAGCGGCAUAAAGCAGCCUACAGUCGAUCAGUCAGUCAGUCUUCGAGACAGCUGGUCAGUCGCUAGGAACAUCGUUGACGAAUUCUGGCGCAGAUGGGUGUUGGAGUAUUUGCCGAUGUUAACAAGGAGGACGAAGUGGUUCGAGAACGUGAAACCUUUGGAGCCUGGUGAUCUAGUCGUGAUAGUAGAUGAACAGACACGAAACAGUUGGGAAAGAGGAAGGAUUCUGGAGGUCUUUCCGGACAAAUCAGGCCAAGUUCGACGUGCAGUAGUACAGACAGCUCGAGGAGUCUUCGCCAGGCCGGCAGUGAAGCUGGCAGUCCUGGAUGUGGCGAGCAACGAUAAGAAGGCGGAUGGAGUCGCACCGGAAACGGAAGUGGUUCACGGGGCGGGGAAUGUUACCGGCAACACUGUUGACCGCGAAACGAUGGUGAAACCACCGUCCGUUCCCUCGUAACUGAGCGGCUGUCGCCGAGUGGACUAACAGAUCAGACAGCAGCUGAUAGAACAAAGACAGACAGAUUCGUUUAGAUUUCGCUAGUACACAAUUAGGCAGCGUUUUUGGCAAACAAGUGAAUUCAGUGGAUUAUUUCGAUAGUUAAAAGUGAGUUUGGUGAACUAUUUGUUUCCAUUGUUAUAAUGAAUUUAUUCUGUUAUAGUCAGUAAAAUUACAGUAGUUUCGGACAAAGUCAGCACCGCACAGUAAGGAAAAAAAUCCAGUUAGUCAAGGUACGUUUGGUACAGAAGUCAGAAUUAUUCUCAUGUCCGUAGUUCAUAACCUGAAAUGAAACAAUAAUGUAAUUUCUGUAGAUUGUACUGUCCACGUUAUUCCCGGUUACCGACACACCAGAAAAGUGACCGAAAAAUACCGAAAUUGUAAGUAUUUACUGUUAACUGAUAACUGACAACCCACCAAACUCGACUGAAUUUGAUUAAAUAAAAUUACAGCUUUGUAGCUGCUAAGUCUGCAACUAAAAGAACGGUGUUUGUUCUGACGAUCGGGAACACCAUAUUUUAGAAAAAUAGGUAAACUGAUCUUAGCGUGUACGGAGAUUUUGUCUUUCGCUCCCCCCUGGCGUUAGCGGCACAAUUUUGAACUAAACUGUUCGCCUUCCGGAUAAUACAAAUGGAUUUUGAAUUAACUUUGCCGAAGACUCAAACUUUCUCUCUGGUCAACACCACGAGAUAGAGAAAAAAACUCAUUUUUUCAAUACCCUUUGGCAUCACCUAGCGGUAAAACUACGAACCAACUGCUUCCAUUCGAGAUCGCGAGAUAAAACUAGUAAUAAAUGCUAAUUUUACAUGCUCACUAGUGUAACCUAGCGGCAUUAUCGUGAAUCAAACUUCAUGCACUCUGAAUGCUAUUGAUCUUCUGAACAACUUUGCUGAAGACUGUGCCUUUACAGGUUAUCAGGAUUUCGAGAUACAUAAUGUACAGCAGAAUAAAUUUAGCUAUUUUCAAGUGAUGGUAAACUUUUUAGAGGAUGAUGCAAUAUUAAACAGAGUGUUGAGAUACUUCUUCAAGCGAGUCCGUACUUAUGACGGACAGAGUAUCUUGUCAUAUAAUUUAACUGCAAAUGAGGUCUGUGACACUAUAUACAAGUUACCCUGUAUUUGGUACUACAGUAGACGUUCGCUCGGUACAAACGGUUUAACUGCAAUGCUUUUUAACUGCAAGUUCGCUAAGUGCAACAAUUUUGCAGUUAUCGCACCGCUAUCUGUCAAAAACAAAACGUCAACAGAGUUGCGAUGUUUUUCGGAUGCACUACAGCUGCGUUGCGAUGUUUUUGAGUGCAUUCUGGCUGCGUCCAACAGCAUUUGACAACUGUUUGACGGCUGUCAGUCGUUGCAGUUAGCGAAUUUCAUUCGGUAACUGAAACAUAAACAUGUUGCAUUUAUCGAACGUCUACUGUAUUCGCAACAGUUGUACGGUGAAUGUAGACAGCAAGGCGCCUUUGUAAACUUGAAGGAUCCCGCCAAAAAAUAUUAAUUUUGAUUAGUUAGGUGUUUCCUAUGAAUUCGGGAAAAUCAAUCUAGAAAAUUUGCUAAACCCGCAUGAUUAGCGAAUUUGCAAAAAGAAACUUAUGGUCAUUUAUUAACCCAGCACCAGCAGAGUUUCGUCACGAACUAUUUCAGAUUAAUAAUUAUCACUCGUCUACCACUGUUUCGAUAUGUACAUACGUCACCGAUCCGAUCCGGUGCGCGCCACAGAAACCUUCGUGGGGUAGGUGUGAAAAUGAUUCAGAAUUUGGCCUGCAGUUAAAGUUAUUGCGUUUCGCAUUUGGGAAUGAAGUCAUUCCACAUGUUGAACUGUAAUAAUGUUGUUGUUGUUAUACUCAUUGUAAGAAAUAAAAGCUUUAGAUACCGAAAUCCCUUAUCAAACACUAUACGACUAUACUUUCCAAAUGUAUGUACCCACAUAGUGUGAAACGUUCCACCUUUCUGGGACCUUGAGGAACGUUAAAGACCGGCCACGUUUCUUGCACUCACCAUUCGAGACAGCAGCGCAGUGACCGACGUCCUCUCUGCCGAAGCAGUGUGUUAGUCUAUAGUGGACCGACGCGAAGUUUCGUUGCCAUUUAUUGUGUCUGAUGAAUCAGCAUGAUUGAUAUUUUCUCGUUCCUCUUUCGCUGCUGGUGCGUUUUAGCCGGCUAACCACAGCUAUGGGUUUUUCUACCACAUUCACGUAGGACACUGUCAAUUUCCCGAGUUGUAGUGGAUGGCAAAUCGAGAACAAAACUAGCAUGAACUGUUAUAUCCGCUAUACAGAGUUACGUUACGUAAUCAACUAAGGUUACUGGACCUACUUGAAAACUAAUAGACGAUUCACAUCGUCUUCAGCCAGAUGCUGCACAGGCUGAACACAUUACUUACACUAGACCACGGACAACACACAGAACACCCAGUGGCCCAGUGAUGAGUUUUUCGUUUGACAAAAAGUUUCCACCGACUGCAGCGGGAAUCGAACCCACACUCCGAGGCUUACGAUACGCCUAGACGACUGCCACUGCUAAUCGCACGGCCACGAAGCCCAUAAUAGUUAUCUGUUUUUGGGAUAUUCAAGGUCGUCCAAACUGACAUGCAGUUUAGUCCUUGUACCUAGGUUAUAGGUGUUACAAUAGUUACUCUCGCUAUGAAGUUUUAAAACACAUAUCCAACUUUACUCAACGAUCCCAAUGGAAAUGGAAAAUUCAUUCUGGGUAUUCCAUACCUGCCAAACUACUCCAAAAGGGCAGAACUUGAGAUUUACACUCGUUAUAGUAGUCUUAUAUACUGUACAGUGAUCUGUUCCAUUCUAAUGACAAAAUAUUGUCUCUAGUUGUAAUGUUCUAUUAUUCGGGUCAGGGUUCGCUAUGUUCAUGAAUGGUUUGUUAAUACCUAACACUUCCACGCACACCUUCACCGCGUGGCCGUCCAGAGUGUAAUGUCUAGAAAUGCAGACUGAACUCACAGCUGAGCUGCUGAUGGUAGCUGAUCACAUGCGUUUAGGAGACAUGGCGAAUGACGCAGGGCAGACAGUUCAUUUAUUUUUCCUACUGUCUAUGAACACAGACAUAAACCUGCCUACAAUGUUGCACUUGCACUAAGUGUUCUGUUGUAUUUAGAGUAGUGCGUAGGAUGAGAAUUUAUAGGCAAAGAGAUGUAGGGUGAGAAAGUUACGUUACAAAAUAAGGUUUCUCAUUUGGUCACACUUUCAGUUCAGGUUCAUACAUUGUAAGCUCUGCCUUAUUUCGAUUGACGAUGCACAAGAUGCUCAUGUUUAUAAAACAUGAGAGUAAUUUAUUUACGAAUGACAUUCGUGGUAGCGUAUCGCUUCGCUAUAGAAUGUAUAAUGUCGCGCUGAAUGACUCGCAAUGAUUUGGUUAGCAUGUAUGUAGUCCCGAUGCUGAUGCCAAGAAGACUAACGCGCGUGAGAAUGGUAUGGUGGAUUUGUAGUUUAUUUUCUUAUUUAUCGAUAUGUACCACCAUACUUACACCGCCGUACGAAUCACAAGAGUGCUGCCUCCAAAGAGUAUAGUUGUCUCGGUGGGUUUGUUUUGUUCUGGAAACUGUUCGUACUAGCUGGUCGUGAGAAAGUGUUACAGUAUCGAACAAAAGUUUAUUACUUUUUCAUAUAUUUUUAUUUUGUUACCUACGUAAAGUGAACCUCACCCUUAUAGUUUAUUUUACGAAACGACAACAGUGUUGAUAUUGAUAUUAACACUCACGGGCUUGGGUGCAACCUCCUGUCAAAUUUUCAUUCAUGAAAUGAGCGAUCAGCUGAUCCGAAACGUCUCGUAAAAUGGCUCAUUAGCGAAAUAAAUUCGCAUGAAAAAGAUGCUCGAUCUUUAACUGAGCUUGUGGGGUACAGUAGACGUUCGCUCGGUGCAAACGGUUUAACUGCAAUGCUUUAUAACUGCAAGUUCGCUAAGUGCAACAAUUUUGCAGUUAUCGCACCGCUAUCUGUCAAAAACAAAACUUCAACAGAGUUGCGAUGUUUUUCGGAUGCACUACACCUGCAUUGCGAUGUUUUAGAGUGCAUUCUGGCUGCGUCCAACAGCAUUUGACAACUGUUUGACGGCUGUAAGUCGUUGCAGUUAGCGAAUUUCAUUCGGUAAUUGAAACGUAAACAUGUUGCAUUUAUCAAACGUCUACUUACCUGGGCACCCCCCACAGAAUUUCGUCCCUUACCGCGUUAAUGCUGGGCUCUGGCGUGAUGGAUCUCUUUUCCCGUGAUACUCGUGGGAUUCAAAAAUGAAUUCCAAUCAAAAUAAAAAAAAUAAUCAACAGGAGGUAGUGGUAGUGGCGAGGCUAACCCCUUCGCAAGAUCAUCGAUUUUGCGUCCAUGAAGUCCAACAUUAGUAAGGACCGGAAAACGGCACUGUUGCGACUUCGUAAAUCGAUGGAUGAUGCCAAGCCGGAUCACGUAAGACUUGGAAGACUGCAGCAACGGCGGAGCCGGUGAAAGUAAAGGUUACGAAGUCUACCCAGACGGAGGCCUUCGCUUUCGCAGGAACUUCCUGCCAGGAAGUACAAAAGGUGUGGCGGAUGCGACUGCUCGUGACUCACAGACGCAGCCAGGAGGAUGCUAUCUGUGAAGGUCGGAAGUAAUGCCGGCAAGUAGGACCUCAGCCAGGCUUCCCGGAAAGCUGGGAAGAGUGGGCCUGAAAAGGCAAUUGUUCUUGGGCCCUCAACAACCACAGAGUAGGGCGUACUAAGGGGAGGACUCCCCUUGGACGAAGGUCGAACGGACAAAAAGGAGAAAAAGCCGCACAUCGAGGAAGUCAGGUUUACGUCCACGGUUGACCAAAGCGUGAAAGAGCAUCGUAAUUCGGGGUCCAAUUGAUCACUUUAAAACAACUUUUGCGGAUAACUUUAGUAGAAAUUAGAGCAUAUUGCCAUAUGGAACUCCAUGAAAUUACGUGACACAAUUUAGCUCGACUCAAAAUAUCAAAAAAAUGAAAAUAUAAUCCACGAGUGCAUAUUUACUAAUUUUUCGACGUUUUUAUUGGCCGUAGUUGAAAAUACAUAAUUUUUAAAUGUUUUGUCCUGUCCCUAGCUUAUACAGUCGACUCUCCACAUGUCGAUAACGUACCUCAUUCGCCCUCGUACGGUGUUACAACAUUCUCGUCCAUGCUGCAUUCUUCUCAUUUUUCAACUGUUCACAUUCGCCGUCGUACCAGUCGUUUCUGUGAUUCGGAGUUGCGUAGCCUAGUGAUGCAGCCGACGUACUACCUAUGGUGGAUCGGACGUCCCUCCAGCCACCUUCAAGUGCAUACACUUAUAUAGCUAUAUAGCUGCGCCAAGCUGCUCUUUCGUUGGUAGGACCACUGCUAACUGAUGUGCGUAAUCUUGAGCCACAUCUACGUUACGUAGCUGCUCGAUGUUGAGCCGCGUCUUUGCGUCCGUGAAGUCUAAUAUUAGCAAGGACCUCAAGCAGGCCCUUAUUAGACUUCGUAAGUCUAAGAUGGUGGCAGAAGCGGCAGAACCCGUGAACUUAAGGGUUCUGAAGUCUACCCAGACGGAGGCCUUUGCUUUCGCAGGUAAUACAAGUAAUCGCAGAAGCGUGUGAGAUAGCCGUCAAGUAAAAAGCUACCAGGCGGCGCCCGCAAGUCACCUAGGCUGCUAACCAAAAAGGUUUUUGUUUAUUCCUUGUUGGGUGUCUAAGUCACUACGACUAGUUGUUAGAUCUAUUAUGAAGAUUGGUAGUAAAGCCGGCAAGUCGAAUCCCAGCCAGGCGUCCUGAAAAUACCGUCCCGAAUCGAAAGAAAUAGGGACUUGCGACCACUGAUUGGCUCUCAGAAAUCACAAGCUACCACUGUUCAAGGGAGAGGACGUCCACAGGACCAAAGUAUAGCGGAAGAAGACGAAACCGCAGCAGGUGUAGGACCGUUGGGACACCAGGCCUAGCAAAACUUAAAGGGGAGGUGUCAAGCGAGUGAAAGGCGACGCGCUCGUCAUCAAAGCUGAACCGCUGAAUCCAAAUUCAACAAUCGCGUAACAAUAUUGACAAUGUCGCACCCUGCGUUUGUUGCGCUUGUCACAACUUGAACAGAAUAGGAUAAAGAUCGUACACCACGAGUUUAGAGAUUUUUAAGCCUUGCAUUGGGGUCAGCACGAGUCGGUAAACACUGCCACGCUGUUGAAGAUCUACCUCCAAACAGUUUCAAUUUUGGGUUAGUAAUAAUCGAUUAUUCACGAGUUGAAAAAUAUGCACAAAUUCAGCUUCCGUUUUGUCUGCAACACAAAUUUUCGAUAUCAUGACAUUAUCUGCUAUCAGUUGCGAAAAAAAGAAUCGUCACGCCUUCUUUGUUGCUUGUUUUGUGCCCAAUUUGUCUAACAAUUCUCUUCUCUGGACUGGACAGUCCAAGUAAUCGGAAGGCUUGAAGGCGAUUAGGAGCGAUGCAGAACUCGUGAAUCUGGGAGCCGACGUGCGCAGAAUACAGCUUCCGCUCGAUAACUGGACUUUGUCGACAGUCCAGUAAGCGAGCGCCGCUCGAUAACUGGACUGAGCUUCCGGAGCCGGAGGCUAUUGUUAUAUUUUGUUUUGUUUACCGAUUUGUGAAAUGUGAGGUUAUAUUUCGCUUAUUUUUGACAGAUAACUGCUUUUUAACUCGACUUUGCCCCAGUUAUCGAGCGCCCAGUUAAAAAGCAGUCCAGUUAAAGAGCAGUCAGUUAUCGAGCGGAUGCUGUACGUCUAUCGUACAGGUGAAAUGAUCCUCGAGAUCAAGCGCGACAAGGAACGCAAGGGUGCCGUCUACAUAAGUCUGGCGGAAGAGGUCCUUGGCGAGGGUGUUGAGGUGAAGAGUUUGUAACGCAGAAGAGCUCGUCACGGCACUGCGGCAACAGUGCGUGGUGUAUGUGGCCACUACGUUACGCUACGGAAGGGCCCGGCAAGGACACAUGUAGCCUUGGUACAGCUACCUGUGGCAGGCGCUAACAAGUCCGCUAAAGUAGGGAAGCUCAAGCUGGGUUGGUCAGUAUAGUAACUGACCUUGCACGAGCACCGGAGGCUUGCUUCAGGUGUUCGGAACCAGAACACAAUUCAUUGGACUGCAAAGACCCUGAAAGAAGAUGUGUCGACAAUGUGGCGGUGAAGGCCACAAGGCUGCACGAGUCCUCCCAUGUGUAUUAGACCUGUUCACUUUUUUUUACCUACCCGUGUCACAUCAAAUUAUCAAUCCACAUGCAAAAACAAGGCUUCAGUCCAAAAAUGAGCCAAAUUGGUAAAGGUUUAGAGGUGUAUCAAAUCGAUUUUGUGUUUUUUCGAGCAUUUUCACGAAAAUGUACUCCAAUAUCCAGAAAAUUGCUCUGGAAAGAUACCGAGAAUACCGUUAAAAUAUAGUUAGAAAAAUACUCUACAACUUUGCCGAAGCCACUACGGUGUUUAAAUUGCGUAUUUCAAAGUUAUUCAACAAUUUUCGUUAAAAAAUCACGAAAAAAUACAAUAUUUUUACGAUUUUUCAUGUGAAAGUCAUGUAAUUUGGUGCAGGUGGUUGUUUCAAAUUGGUGCAGGUGGUUGAGCAUGAGAUUGUCGAUUCGAAGAUUCAAGGUUCGAGUCCUGGAAUAGGAUUUUUUGCGUCUCGAUCCAGCUAUAAGUUAAUGAAACUACGCACUGCAUCUCAUUGCAAUUUGGCAUCAUAGCCUUGUUUCAAAACCGUAUCUCGUCGCCACGAUUUAUUGUCAACAAGUAAACUAGGGUGCGUGUACCAAUUAUGGCACUACCUAAGGAAAGCUAUUUAUACAAAAAUAACGAGAAGACCAACGAAUGUCAUCAAUAAGUUAAAAGACAGCUUAGUUUCCAUACUUUACAGGGAAAAUAUAGAAACGGAGCCAAAACUACUUUUAGUAUUGAUUACAGCGCGUGCCAAUGAUAGGAACCCUUUACCAGUUAUGGUUACAUUUUUUUAACUUCGGUUCCUUUUCGCACUAUUUGCAUGCAUUCCUUAUGGGAUUAGCCAUAACUGGUACACUAUGGCGAAAAAGGGUGCAAGGAAGCCGAAAUUUUAAGGAAAAUUAUUUCUAUCAUGAUUUGAGGAAAAUGUGGAGUUUAAAUGAGUGCAACUAUAUUUUGUGAACGUGAUCUGUUGUUCAAAAUUUUUUCUUGUUGAUUUACAUCGUUAAAGGGUGAAAAUUUACUGUGGCAAAUAAUUGGUACUAUAGCCAUAAUUGGUACACUUACCCUAUAUAUCUAGCUAGUCCUGGAAUGGGCUUAAUUGGCAGGUCCCGAUCAUUAUUAUUUGGGAGAUUGCGUGUACACCGUGUCCAAUAAGUUCUCAUACAAAAUCAAAUUCAAUUCAUUUCACAUCUGUAAUUAGGAUUUUCGAAGUAAAUUUAUUUAUUGAAAGGCCAACUAACAUACACCAAAUACAGCAUAUGUUUCGGAACUAUCUGUCCUUUAUCCUUCACUGCUGAUCGCUUAUGUGUCGUAAGUCCAUUUCAGCUGGCACGCACGCCAUUUCAUUGAUAUUUCGUCACAUUUUAACAAGUAAUGGUUUUAAGUUGAAUCAAAUUAGGUUUUGCAUUGCUAGUAGCAACUAUGACCAGAAGAGAAAAAAUAUGAGAUGCUGUAUUGGUAAAGUACGGAGCCGUUUUAUUUUGUUCAAAAUAAAACGUAAGUUAAACAAAAAUGUGCAUUUACCUGUUUCAAUGAGAUUUGUUGUGUUAAAGAAGCAUGGGUGCAUCUUAUCUGGUUGAUUCAUACCAUUCUCACUCAAAAAACAUGCUUGUAUUCCUAUUGUGGUAAAUAUUGUCCAAAAUUUUCGUUUUAUGAUGUUUAUCUUUGAUAUAACGGUAAUUUUCAUGAAAAUCAGCCCAAGUUGAGCUUACUUGCAAAUUUCUUACCAUAUCAUAACUAAAACUGUAUUGUUUUUUUAGCCUUAGUAUAUCCAUUUGGUACAUAAGUUGGGAUACAAACUCAAAAUUUAUCCUCGCUACUCCAUUUCGCUACCGUAGAAUGAAAAACUUUUCGGAUAUUUUUCUUGCGUGUCAGAGAAAACGGAUUUCAGAAAACGAAAGUGUACCCCUAGGCUUAUAAAAACAAAUCUAUAUAUAUAUAAAUGAGUUUGAAAUUCCUUUGAGGCAACAAAACUCAAGAACGGCUGAACCGAUCAGGAUCACUCUUGCAAGGUUAGAUUCGUAUUCUUGGUGGCUGUGUUUAUAUGCAAAAAAAAGUUACGAAAAUGAACUAAAAUGUAGAAAAAUUGUGAAACUACCGCAAUUUGCAUGAACUGGGAAGAAAAUAAACACGAUCGCAAUAAAACCGAUCUAGAGUGCCGUGGUCCAAUGAACCCAACAGUUGUCAAACCACCACAGCCACAAAUGGCAAAACAACGUUUGCCGGGACAGCUAGUAGAAAAUAAAGUUAUUCUAAAUCGUAUGCUUUAUUUGAUCAGUAUUAUGUGGCCCUUCAAUACAUGUAUUCAUUUUGAAAAUAUGAAUCACAUAUGUGAAAUAAAAUUAUAUUUUCUAAAUUUGUAUUUUGUAUGAGAACUUAUUGGACACGGUGUAAGUCAUGGCAGAUUCAUCACCCUAACAGCUACAAAGAAAGAAAGAAAAAAGUUUAUCAUGUAUUUGAGCUUGAACCUGGGACCUUCUGAUCCGCAGGCUCGAGCCUUAUCAUCUGCACCAUUUCUGAUACAUAAAUCGAAAGACAUUAGAAUACGAAGGCAUGACAUCUUAAUCAUGGGUAACUUUGUUUUUAUUCGUGCUGGUAACUCUGUACGAUUUUUAGCAUCAACGUGACAUACAGGGGAUGGCCAAAAUGUUUGGGAUAGGCAACUUUUUUUUCUCUCACAAAAACGUUCAACAUGCUAUAACUUUUCAUAGAGUGCAUCAAAAAAUCUCAAAUUUUGACUGUUUGUCUACCUAUUAUAUGUGCAUCAUUGGUACAAAUUUGGGCUCGAUUGAAUAAUAUUUCGCAAAGUUAGAACCGUUCGGGUAAAACACUAUUUUUCAGACAACUCAUUUUUGAGCUGUCAUAUCUCGGAAACCAGUGAACCGAAUUGAAUGAAAUUUUGAACGUACACUAACAAUAUGUAAAUGCUUCACAAACUAUUAAAACAUAGGUACUUUUUAAACGUUGAAAAAAGUUAUCAUGGAUUGACACUUUUUGGAUUUUUCUUGAAAAAUGUAAUUUUUUUACAUCAAUGUCAAUAAAUUUUAGUGUUGAUAUUUAAAGAUUUUCCACUUCUGUUCUCAAAUUAUUACCCGUUGCAAGAAAAUAGUGAGCGAAAAAGGUGCAAAAUCGCUAAUAGACCUCCGCUGGUAUGUUUAAUCGUUAUGGUGUCUUCUACAAUAAGUGCGCGAAUUGGCCAAGGAAUACUGCGCCGAAAACACCGAAAUGAUUUUUCUU
Molecule: messenger RNA, 13697 nt
Organism: Aedes albopictus (Asian tiger mosquito)
Lineage: Eukaryota; Metazoa; Arthropoda; Insecta; Diptera; Culicidae
Exons: 2
Coding region: 57-3320 (1087 amino acids)
Biological process (GO): DNA integration
Molecular function (GO): nucleic acid binding
Source: RefSeq, a predicted model, not a curated record